AUGGCACCCGAACCCACCCUCGGCUGGAUCUGGCCCAAAGACCCUCGCCCCGGAAACCCAUCCCGAUGGCCACGACGCUGGCGCCUCUUCGACGUCCUCACGAACCGAGGACCGGAUAUUUACGUGGGCAGGAUAAACAACAGUCCGCACACACGCGCGCAGCCACAAACCACACAGUGGUCUCGAUGGGAAGGAGACGGCGAGAGCAACGACUCACCCUUUCCCUGCGGGAGACGAGGGUCGGAGAAAUACGAUUUCAGACGGAGGAAGUACCAGGUUCCGGAUCGGGGGACGUGGAGUUGGGUUGAGUAUUGUGAUGGGGAUCGGGAGAGGGAGAGGGGAGGACGAAGAAGAAGGCAUUUGAUUCCGCGGAGAUAUUGGGAUCGGAAUGGCGAGGUUUAUCCGGCGGGGUGUUGGCAUGAUGCUAUGUAUGGGGCGUAUUGUGAUCGUGUGAGAUGA
Aspergillus wentii DTO 134E9 is the source of this 459-nucleotide messenger RNA. RefSeq lists its product as uncharacterized. The transcript has a single exon. Lineage: Eukaryota; Fungi; Ascomycota; Eurotiomycetes; Eurotiales; Aspergillaceae. The record is from RefSeq and is a predicted model, not a curated record. The coding region runs from base 1 to 459 and encodes 152 amino acids.